Messenger RNA from Staurois parvus, 318 nucleotides. Lineage: Eukaryota; Metazoa; Chordata; Amphibia; Anura; Ranidae. The record is from the annotation of a GenBank genome assembly.
GAUGAUUGAGAAACAAUCCAUGACACUGGCAGGUCUCAGCUCUUGGGCAAAGGGGGCAGUGCAUGCUAUAAAUUCUGCAGGGGUGCCCAAACUUUUGCAGACGCCAUUUUUUUGUUUUCUGUUAUUUUGAAAGUGUAAAUGAUGGAAAUAAAAUCUAACUUUUGUUGACAUAUUAUAAGAAUGUCUAAUCUGUAAUUUGAUGCCUUUUGGAGAUUUUUCCAUCUUUCCUUGGCUUCUUUAUGCACAUUAAUACAAAUUUUUAGCUGGGGUGCCCAAACUUUCGAUCCCCACUGUAUGUAUAUAUAUAUAUAUAUAUAU